Messenger RNA from Asterias rubens (European starfish), 2415 nucleotides. Its product is annotated as cholesterol 24-hydroxylase-like. The coding region runs from base 122 to 1651 and encodes 509 amino acids. Gene Ontology annotation, molecular function: iron ion binding; heme binding; cholesterol 24-hydroxylase activity. The transcript has 14 exons. The record is from RefSeq and is a predicted model, not a curated record. Gene Ontology annotation, biological process: cholesterol catabolic process. NCBI's taxonomy places the organism in Eukaryota, Metazoa, Echinodermata, Asteroidea, Forcipulatida, Asteriidae.
AGUUACUGAGACAGUGAGAUAAAGAACAGAUGUAAAAAAUCCAUGGAGGUAGUUUUUUCCAAGUCACUUUUUUGACCAACCUGCCGGGAUUGUUUGUCAGGAGGAUUUAGGAGGCUCAGCAAUGGCAUCAAUUAGUGAGUUGCUUGUGAUGACGUUUGGGUCAGUGUUCUUGGUUUGUCUUAUUGCGUUCGUUGCUUCGGUGUUGUUUCUGCAUUACAGACAUUCCAAAUACAGUCAUAUCCCAGGCCCCAAGAGGAGAAGCUUUUUCUUGGGAAACAUUCAAGAUAUCCAAGAAUACACUGAGAAGGGAAAACUGGAUGAUGAUGCCUUGAAGGACUGGGGAGACCAGUUUGGUGAUGUGAUUGUGUUUUGGUUCCUCCAUCAGUGCUUUGUGUAUUUCUAUGAUGUUCGGGCUAUUAAGGAGAUACUUGUGGCGGGUGAUCGACUAUACUCAAAAGGUUGGACCUAUAAUGAUGCUUCUAAGGUCUAUGGUGCACGGUUUCUUGGCUAUGGGCUUUUGACGGAACCAGAUCAUGCGAUGUGGGCCAAACGACGAGACAUAUUCAACCCUGCAUUCAGUCGAAGCUACCUGAAGACUUGUAUUAGUCAGUUCAACGCAAGCUCCGACCUGCUGGUUGAGCACCUUAGUGCUAGUGCAGAUGGCAAGAAGAAUGUGCAUCUCUUGGACCAGCUGAGCAAGGCAACCAUUGACAUUAUCGCAAAGGUUGCCUUCGGAGUAAAUUUCCAUCAGUUUGAUCCUGAGAAGAUAACAUCUUUUAAUGAGGAGUUCAACAUUGCCAUGAAAGGCUUGGAAAAGCAGGUUGCAAAUCCAUGGACUAAGUACAACCCGUCCAAAACGGAACGUGAUUAUCGUGCAAAAGUUCGCCAUGCCAUUGGUGUCUUGCGUGAAACUGGACAAGAGAUCAUAGCCAGUCAGCUAAGCGCUCUUGGUCGGGGGGAGCAGCUGGGUAACAACAUCCUUGCGUUCAUCCUUGAAGCAUCUCAAGUUUCUUCUUCUGGAGCUCUUGACAUGGAGGAUAUGGUGGAUGAAUUUGUAACUUUCUUUCUUGCUGGUCAAGAGACAACUGCUAACCUGUUGGCCUUGACGAUCUUACAUCUUUGUCAGAAUCCAGAAGUCAUGUACAGAUUGAAAACUGAAGUCAAUGCCGUUGUCUCCACUAAAGAGUUCAUCCCGUAUGAGGAUCUGUCCAAGUUGGAAUACACCGUUGCCGUUUUGAAAGAGACCCUUCGUCUAUGUCCCCCUGCAACUGGAACGCUAAGGGUAGCACCAUCGGACUGUGUCAUCUCCAACACCAAGAUACCUGCAUCCACCGUCCUAGGGAUUUCAUUCUAUGCCAAUGGAAGGAAUGGGAAAUAUUGGGAGAACCCGUUGGAGUUUAUCCCGGAUCGAUUUCUUCAUGGCAAUGAAAGUACAUCAGGUGCUUUCACCCCAUUCUCUAUUGGACCAAGAAACUGCAUCGGUCAACAAUUUGCACUGAUUGAGGCUCGUGUUCUCCUGGCUAAGCUUAUCCAGCAUUACAACUUUAGUCUGGUUCCUGGACAGUCCCUGGGCUACAUUUUGGAGACAACAUUGAAACCUAAAGAUGGGUGCCAGAUUUACCUUACCCCAGUCAGCUCAAACCAACAAUAGAUCCUACUCUUCCCUUAGCCGGAAAAAAAGGGUAAAUGGGAAAUUUUCACACAGUUCAGAGAUGCUGAUUUCACCAGGACGUCUCCAGUGUGUUCUCAUAAAACUGUCUAUUUUGCUAUAAGUACAGAUGUCAUGUGUACCAGUUUGGCAUCCAGACUGUUUUUACUUAAUUAUUAUUAGUGUAGAUUUAACCAGUAGUUUUUACAGCUCUACUUCAUACUUUCAAAUACUUUCUGUUCAUGUUUGACACCCUAAAGAAUUAACAAGCAGCACUAGAACUAGGGUAACAUUUUACAACGGCUUACAAGGUGCAUUUUGACUUCCACUGUACAUCAAAGAUGGCGGCCAACGACGCACCGAAAUCCGUCUAUAUAUUAUGAAGGAAAUAAUUAACCGACCGCAACAACACACAAAAACAACUAAAAACAUUAAAAUACCGGAGAACUCUACAUACAGGCAAGAAAUUAAAAUAACAUUUGAAAAGCAAAACAUUUUAAAACAUUAAAGGGACUACACAAUGUACCCAAACCCUUUAAAGCAAUGCAAACAAAAUAUUUAGUAGGAAUGAUCAAUUUUAAAAACUUUACACACUACGGACAACAGGCAUCUUUGGACGAGUACUCUGAUCUCAGAACAGGCAGUUUCAAACCUUUUACAAUAAUGAUAAGCUUUUUGAGAUACCACUAUAGUUAAAUAUUUUUAUGUAUUUUGUAUUUAUGGGGUUUUAAAGGCAGUGGACACUUGGUAAUUCCUGAAAAUAAUUA